Molecule: messenger RNA, 321 nt
Organism: Danaus chrysippus (African queen)
Lineage: Eukaryota; Metazoa; Arthropoda; Insecta; Lepidoptera; Nymphalidae
Source: the annotation of a GenBank genome assembly
AUGACUCUACCAGUUCAGAGUAAUUUAGUAAGAUGGGGAAAAGUACCGAAAAAACUUGCUAUAUCUGUGGAAAGGCAGUUGGAACUGCUAAGCAUCUGCUGGUGGGAUGUUCGUAGUAGAUUUGUACGCGGUAGAGGUGGGAGCGAGAGGUAUAACAGCGAAAUCUACAACCUACUAAAGGACCUGGGCUUGUCCAGAACUCACAUUAAUGCAUUCUUGGAACGUACAUCGAAGGCAGCCAUAGUAGGUUCUUAUCAAAUUUGGUUAGGUAGGGAGAGGAGCUUGGACAGUGGAGGUGAGCGUAUAACGCGCGUUAAAUGA